AUGUUGAUCGCUGAAGAUCCGGCGUUGUCCAAACGCGUUUAUUCUUUGAUUGAACCGAUACACGUCAUAAUGUACUCGGUAAACGUCUUGCUAUCUGCAUUUCGAUUGGCUGCUUCGAUUAUGUUAAAAUAUUCGUUCCACUUACGCAUCGGAUCAUUGAAAGAUUACUAUUCGUUUAAAAAAAUCGGUGGUCGGAUUAAGAGGGAAGUUCAUGAACAGCUGACGUCGGAUCCGAACGUAAGCAUGUGCUACAUGUCAGCCAUGGUUUUUACGUACAAUUGUGUCAUUUUCUAUGCUCAGAUAUUAUGGAGCGAAAUUCAAAUUGCGAAGAAACGGGUAAAGCGGGACCUUGUUCAGUACAAAGAAGACGAGCCGUUUUCGGACCCGCUGUACAGCAAGCAAUGGUAUUUGGUAAGGCGUAGGCGAAGUGCACGAUUAAAGUGUCAGCUGGCGAAUGACGGUAACGGCGUCGGCGCAUCGAACGGUUUCGACAUGAAGGUCAGGAAGGUGUGGGAGAUGGGUAUCACCGGCAAGGGGGUUGUGGUGUCGAUCUUGGACGACGGCGUCCAGGCGGCUCAUCCAGACCUGACCGAUAAUUACGACCCACUGGCUAGCAAGGACAUUAACGACAACGAUGACGACCCGACACCGCAAAACAACGGCGACAACAAGCAUGGUACUCGGUGCGCUGGUGAGGUGUCUGCAGUUGCAGGGAAUAACUGGUGCGGCGUGGGGGUGGCGUUCAACUCGAAAAUUGGCGGGGUGCGAAUGCUCGAUGGCCCGGUGACAGAUAGAGUCGAAGCGUCGGCGCUCUCACACAACCAGAACCACAUCGACAUCUACUCGGCUAGCUGGGGACCAGAGGACGACGGAAGAGCCGUCGACGGCCCUGGUAGUCUUGCCAAGGCAGCUUUUUACCACGGCAUCACCAAAGGCAGAGGAGGCAAAGGCAACAUUUUUGUAUGGGCCUCAGGAAACGGGGGCAUUUAUGGCGACAGCUGCUCCUGUGAUGGCUACACGACGUCCAUCUACACCUUGAGUGUCAGCUCGGCGACCAGCAACAACGAGCGACCGUAUUAUCUGGAAGAAUGCCCGUCGACGUUCACCACUACGUACAGCUCUGGGUCCGCGUUCGAACCGGCGAUCGUAAGUAUCUCUCGUGACUCUCAGGUUGUUUUCAGUUUCAGUAGAUGUUUACAAAUAAGUGGAUUAUUUGACACAAGUUUUCAUGCAGUACACUCAUACACUGCGUACUGAGU
Messenger RNA from Soboliphyme baturini, 1259 nucleotides. NCBI's taxonomy places the organism in Eukaryota, Metazoa, Nematoda, Enoplea, Dioctophymatida, Soboliphymatidae. The record is from the annotation of a GenBank genome assembly.